AUGAGCUGGGGAGGCGUCAAGCAGCAGCGCAAGCUGCGGCUGUACCCCGAUGCCGAGCCGAAGAUCAAGACCGACUACCAAGUCGCGCGCCAGGCUGCGGUCGCGGCGUGGAACAGCUCGCGAAACACGGAAGUCAAGCGCCUCCUUCGCCCCGGCAUCGCGGACGGCGCGGAGAACCUCGCGGCGAACAUGACCAGGGCGGGCGCGAUCGCGGUGAACCUCGUCCCGCUCGCCGCGGACGAAGUCUGCGUCCUCGCGGACGGCCUGAAGAAGGCGAAGAGGAUGUCCGUGAUCAGGCUCAAGUGCGAAUCCAGAGGCGGUCUCGAGGGCGCGGGCGUCGCCGCCGUCGCGAAAUCCGCCGCGGCGCUCGGACGCGCCGUCACCGCGCGCAAGCAGGUGGUCGCGUCCGCGCUGUCGAACGAGCGCGUCGCGCGCAAGCUCGGGCAAGCCGUCGCCGCGCAGCUGAAGCAGACGAGAACGCUCAUGGAGCUCGAGGUUGGCUCGAACCUCGGCGCCGCCGCUUCCGAGGCGAUGGCGAAGGGCGUCGCCGCGAACGAAUCGCUCGUGCGGCUGUCCUUCGCGGACAGCAACAUGGGCGACGCCUCGUUCGCGAAGCUCAUCGACGGCUUGCGUCUGAACAAUAAGAUACGCGAGCUCGACCUGAGCGGGUGCGGGCUCACGGACGCGAGCGGGACCGCGAUCGGAUCGAUCCUCCGCGCGCACGCGUCUCGACGCGCGACGAUGACGUGGGAGAGUAACCUGCGGUGCUACCCCGGCAGCGCCGCGGCGAGGGACCUCGCGAACCGCGGCGACGGCAGCGGCGACGGCGGCACCGGCGGGCUGACGUCGCUCAACUUGUCGUACAAUAACCUCAGCACGGAGACGAUCAAGUCCAUCGCCGCGGGGUUACGGCAGGACACGAAGCUCGCGUCGUUGCGUCUGAAGGGGAACAAGAUCAGCGAAGAAGCCGCGGGGAUGCUCGGUCAGGCGAUGAAAGAGCACCCGAAGCUCGCGAGCAUCGAGCUCGAGAUGUCCACGGUCUCGAACGUCGACCUCGGGACCUUGCGCGUCGUCCCCGGAAGCGAAGUCUCGUUCGAUCACCCGGAGAUGCAAGGCGAGACGAUCGUGAAGAAGGACGUGUUCAUGGACAUGGACGUCCGACCGGACACGCCCAGGGGCGCGCGGCUCGCGGAGGCGAAAGCCGCCGCCGCCGCGAUCGCGGCCGGGGUCACGACGAAGAAGAAGCGCCGCCCCGCGAGCGCGGCGCCGCCCGCGAUCGGGACGCUCACCGCGUCCGGCAUGGCGGGGUGGUACGAAGGCAAACGAGGAUGGUCCCCCGCGUCCGCGGCGCCGCCGCCGAAGUGGAAAGCCAUGGGCGAGCACGCGACCGCGGCGAGGGUGCCGACCUCCAUCGGGGACAACCUCGAGUUCGCCGCUGGCGUCGGCGCGAGCGCGCUCGGACGCAAAGAGCGCGCGUCCGCGGCGUUCGCGCGGCCGAUGAGCGCCCCCGCGGGUGGGAAGAAGAAGCGGACAGUCGUGAAGAAGAAGGCGUCGCUGCCGCCGCCGCCCUGGGGCAGCACCCUCGGCGCGAUGCAGAAAUCACCGGGCGACGCGCGCAGAGACGCCGUGCUCGCGACGCGGACGAACGCGAUGGCGCCGAAGGAUGAGAAGGCGCUCGUGCAUCAGCUCACGCGCGCGUUGAACACGCUCGAGGAUCGGAUAUCGACGAUGAACGCGGACGAGUUACGCGAGCAGGUGUCCGCGGCGGCGAGGGCGGCGGCGACGGCGAGCAAGCUCAGCACGAUGCAGGGGCGGGCGAACAAGAAGUUGACCGCGAAAGUGACGGAGGACCUCGCGGCGCUGGAGAAGAUCAUCUCGUGA
Micromonas pusilla CCMP1545 is the source of this 1881-nucleotide messenger RNA. RefSeq lists its product as uncharacterized. The record is from RefSeq and is a predicted model, not a curated record. The transcript is spliced from 2 exons. NCBI's taxonomy places the organism in Eukaryota, Viridiplantae, Chlorophyta, Mamiellophyceae, Mamiellales, Mamiellaceae. The coding region runs from base 1 to 1881 and encodes 626 amino acids. Gene Ontology annotation, molecular function: protein binding.